AGGUACUUGAUCUGUAAACGACUGAUGUCAAGGUCACAAAAGUCAUUUCAACAAUGAACUUCAAAAAAGUUAAUUAUUUCUUGUUUCUACCCAACCAGUCGUCUUUAGCGGCACUCACGCGAUACGCCAACUAUAGUUAUUUAACUUCUGAUAUCAUUUACAUGCAAGCAACACUGAGUAGUAACUCUCAUACAUACUGCACUUGUUUACUUUUACUAACAUUAUAGUGAGUGACAUGAGAAUAUUAUACUGUGCAGUUUGAAUAUUAUUGCUUUAAAAGAAGCCAUACAGUGCUUUCAUUUUAAACAUCAGUUCACAUAAUAAUCAUGGAUAAUUUAGAGGUUGCUACCCAUGAUGUUUUUGGAAAUGUUCCGGUAUUGCCCAUCAUAAUAGGAGCAGGUGCUGUUGUCGUCCUGUCAACAGUCAUUGCUAACUGCCUGUGGGGAAAGAAAACUAAAAAGCCAACUAAACUAGUGGCUCUUGUGGACCCCAAUGUCAAAUACCCGCUGCCUCUGAUUGAGAAAGAGGAAAUAAGCCAUGACACAAGGAGAUACCGCUUGGGACUGCCAUCUUCCGAGCAUGUUUUGGGUCUACCCAUUGGCCAGCACAUUCAUUUGUCGGUGACAAUUAAAGACGACCUGGUGAUCAGAGCCUACACACCUGUAUCAAGUGAUGAAGACAAAGGCUAUGUGGACCUUGUAGUGAAGGUGUACUUCAAAGAUGUCCACCCUAAGUUCCCGGAAGGGGGUAAAAUGUCCCAAUACCUGGAGAGCAUGAAGAUCGGAGACACCAUCGACGUGCGGGGACCCUCGGGCAGGCUGCAGUACGCCGGACACGGACAGUUCCUCAUCAAGAAGAUGAGGAAAGAUCCCCCAGUCAAAGUGAAUGUUAAGAAGCUUAACAUGAUUGCAGGUGGUACUGGCAUCACGCCCAUGCUGCAGCUAGUGCGCCACAUCUGCAAGGACGCGACUGACCAGACCGAGCUGCGUCUGCUGUUCGCCAACCAGAGCGAGGACGACAUUCUUCUGAGGAACGAGCUCGAGAAGUACCAGGCUGAACACCCGAGCCAGUUCAAAGUGUGGUACACUGUUGACAGGCCUACUGAAGGCUGGAAGUACAGCACAGGCUUCAUCAACGACGAGAUGAUCAAAAGCCACCUGUUCCCGCCCGGUGAUGACGUCAUAGUGCUCAUGUGUGGACCCCCGCCAAUGAUAAACUUCGCCUGCACGCCGGCUCUCGAGAAACUGGGCUACAGGGAAGACCUGCGCUUCGCUUACUAAGCAAGUUCGUUUGUUUACGGGUUCAAUUGUUAUUUAUUAGUAAGUAGGUACAUACGUUAACGGUUAAUCAACGGUUCACCUAUAAUGAAAGAGAUCACUGUUAACAGAGAUGUCUGCCGUCUUACUUUGAGUUUGUUUA
This is a messenger RNA of Plutella xylostella (diamondback moth), 1419 nucleotides long. Its product is annotated as NADH-cytochrome b5 reductase 2. Lineage: Eukaryota; Metazoa; Arthropoda; Insecta; Lepidoptera; Plutellidae. Gene Ontology annotation, molecular function: oxidoreductase activity; FAD binding. The record is from RefSeq and is a predicted model, not a curated record. Gene Ontology annotation, cellular component: mitochondrion.